Cuscuta epithymum is the source of this 1289-nucleotide messenger RNA. Lineage: Eukaryota; Viridiplantae; Streptophyta; Magnoliopsida; Solanales; Convolvulaceae. The record is from the annotation of a GenBank genome assembly.
UUUAAAUUUUGAUCAAAACGUGCUAAUAUCAAAUAAAUGUGGUGUCAGAUUUCUAAAUAUUUUGUCAACAUGAAAAUGUGCAACAUAUACAUGAUAUAGUGCAUCACAUCUGCUUAAAAGUGGAGUUCUCACGUUCUCACGUUAAGCAUGGUUCUCAUUUGAACCUGUUGGGUUAAUGGACCAAGUAAAAAACCUCAACAGAACCUAUAUAUAUAUACACACAUACACACACACAGAAUUUCAUCUUGUUAAAUAAAUUGCAAUCAAUGUCUUUAGUUUUGGUAACUUAUUUUCACUUAAUGCCUCUCUAAUUUUGGGACAAUUCUCAUUUAAAAAGAAUAACACUGCUACAAAUCCGCGGACGUCUCUAGGCUUUUCUCUAGCCAGUUUUUACCGGCGGCGGCUUAGCUAAUCAGUCUGGAGGGUCUCUACCAAGUAUGGUUAGUCGAGUCUUGUUCGUUGUCUCUCCAGCCUUUAUUUGAUUCGUGCAGGUAAAGACGGGAAGGGGUGUUUUGUUGAAGGAUUGGAUCUCCGAAUUGAGCAGCAAAGUCACAGGACGGUGGGUGAUGAUGAGUGUUCUCGUCAAGGGUGGAAAGCAAGUUCCCUUCGUCCUUGUUCAAUUUGCCGGUGGCCGACCGAAUCGGACAUGGCCAUUAGGGAUCAAGAGGUUAUAGUCUCCUCGCUGGUGUUACUGGUUUCGAUUGGGGUGAUUUCAGGAAUGUCUCAAGAUGAAGGGAUGAUGAUCCGUCCCCCUCCUGAGCCACCGCCGAGGAUGAUGCUUGAAGCAGGAUUUCAGUUGCUAUGUCAGUUUAUUUUAUUAAAUUUCAUUUUACUGUUUUUGAGUUUCUUAGGCAUGAAAACUGUAGUUGUAGUUUUCUACUAUUGCUAUUUCAGUCAGACUCUUACAUUAGGUAGGGGUGAUGAGGAUUAUGCUCUGGCCACGUUGGCUCAUUUAGACCCAUUACAGGACAAUCGAAUCAUAUUACUCUAUCCAGGGUGAUUGGUUCUCCAGCUGGUCCGGGGGUAGGUGGCUGGAAGUGUUUUCUUUAUCGCUCGUAUCCCUUGUUGAAUGUUUUAUUAUCAAUAUAAAGCCUCUAUGUUACAAAAAAAAUUAUAAUCACAGAUACUCUCAUGGAGAUGUCACAUGUUCGAAUACCAUUGCAGUUCAAAGAUGUUGACAUUAAUAUUGAACAUAUACUCGUACUAUAAUAAAUUGGCAAAUACACCAAGAAAAAUCAACCACUGUUGAAGGAAAUUUUAUGUUGUGUGCUAUUGUUUGGACAGAAUAU